AUGGAUAAAUUCAAGCAGAGACUUGCAGCACUUGCUAAUCGGUGUCGCAGAUAUACAGAGGCUGAGUCGAGAAGACAUCAGGCAACGUUAUUCUCCAACGAUGAAAGGAAAUAUUACAAACUUUUAAAUAGCAAUGAACACGGUGUAGUGCAACAUCCUGGUGUUGAAGAUAUGGAAAAAUUUUGGAAGGAUAUUUGGCAGGAGCCAGUUAUGCACAAUGAAAAUACAUACUGGAUAGAUCAGGUGAAAAGCAAGAUGAGAGACCUUGCUGGAAUGCCACAAUGUGUAAUCUCUACAGAGGAUGUUUCUAUUGCAGUGAAGAAGAGUCACAAUUGGAAAGCACCAGGGCCAGAUGGUAUUCAAAACUAUUGGCUGAAGAAUUUUUCAAGCUUGCAUUCUAAGAUUGCAGGCUGCUUCAAUGACCUACUACAACAGAGAUCAGAAAUACCAGUGGGUUUUGCAUCUGGACUUACUUUUAUGAUUCCAAAGAAAGAGGGGAAUCUGAGCCCUGGAGAUUAUAGACCAAUCACAUGCCUGAACAGUACUUACAAGCUAAUGACAUCCACGCUCGCUUCCAAGAUUGAUAGCCACAUCACUCUCAAUAAGAUCAUGGCAACAGAGCAGCUUGGAUGUAGGAAGGGUGCUAAAGGCUGUAAGGAGCUUUUGAUUCUGGACUCUUUUAUUGCAGGGCAAGCAAGUGCAAAGCAAAGGAAUGUAUCAAUAGCUUGGAUAGAUUAUGCUAAAGCAUUUGACUCGGUUCCACAUAGCUGGCUGUUGUAUGUUCUCCAGCUCUACAAGGUGGAUGAAGCUCUUGUGAACCUCAUGAGGAUGAUAAUGAGCCAGUGGAGUGUACAACUGAAAAUAGGAAGUGGAGAAACACAAAUUCAGACUGAAUCAAUCCAGAUCUGCCGAAGAAUCUAUCAAGGAGAUAGCUUGAGCCCACUAUGGUUCUGCCUUGCAUUGAAUCCUCUUAGCCUGAUGCUUGAAGAAUCUACAUAUGGGUAUAAAAUAGAAGUUUCUUGGAGUCUUAGAGUUUCUCAUAGCUUCUAUAUGGAUGAUCUGAAGCUUUAUGCCAGAUCCCCAGAGCAACUGCAGGGUAUGAUUGAGCUAGUCUCUGCCUUCAGUCAGAGCAUUUGCAUGAAGUUUGGAUUAAGUAAGUGUACUGUGCUGCAUGUGGAGAAGGGUCGAAUGAAAAUGCAGAGGGAUGAACUGAGAGCACUGGAUAGUGAGAUAUCAGAGCUCAAGCAAGGACAGUCAUAUAAGUACUUGGGACUUUAUCAGCAUCUGAAAAUCUCAAAAACAGAAGUGCUCACAAAAGUGGAAGGUGAAUUCCGCAGCAGACUUGAUAGGGUUCUAAAAGGAAAACUAUCUGCAAAGAAUUGCAUCAAGGCUGUGAAUACUUGGGUGAUCCCAGCAUUGGCCUAA
Messenger RNA from Nilaparvata lugens (brown planthopper), 1425 nucleotides. RefSeq lists its product as uncharacterized. The coding region runs from base 1 to 1425 and encodes 474 amino acids. The transcript has a single exon. The record is from RefSeq and is a predicted model, not a curated record. NCBI's taxonomy places the organism in Eukaryota, Metazoa, Arthropoda, Insecta, Hemiptera, Delphacidae.